AUGGCGGUCAAGGUCUUCCACGCCAGCCUCGACCAGAAGACCGAGGAGGCGCAGUUCAUGGCAGAGGUGGGCACCAUCGGUCGGACGCACCACGUCAACCUCGUCCGACUCUUCGGCUUCGGCUUCGACGAUGCCCUGCGCACGCUCAUGUACGAGUACAUGGAGCAUGGCGCGCUCGAUGCCUUCCUCCUGGGCCGGGGUGGUGAGAACCGGUGGUUCCCCAUGCUGGCGUGGAACAAGUACGACAGAGGUGAGCUCGCGGAGCUCAUCGUCGCGCCACCGAGACGUGGCACCACUCGUAGCGCGGCUGCUGCCGCGGCGGUGGCGGUGGGUGACGAGCUGGAGCGGCAGCAGUGCAAGGAGAUGGUGGAGAGGAUGUGCAAGGUGGCUUUCUGGUGCGUGCAGCAGCUGCCGGAGGCGAGGCCGCCGAUGAGUGCGGUGACGAAGAUGCUGGAGGGCGAGAUGGAUGUAGCCCCGCCGACGAACCCGUUCCCGCAUCUGAUGGCACCGCCGGUCGUGGCGAACCUGUGGACGACGACGAUGACGAGUGGUGGCACUGGGAACAAUGGGAUCCUCUCGCCUUGA
Molecule: messenger RNA, 585 nt
Organism: Miscanthus lutarioriparius
Lineage: Eukaryota; Viridiplantae; Streptophyta; Magnoliopsida; Poales; Poaceae
Source: the annotation of a GenBank genome assembly